AUGAACGCCCCCAAGCUCCCCACGUUGCGCUUAACCGCCGAAGGCGAGUGUGUCAUUCAAGAAAGCAUUAGUUUGGAUCUACCACCAAGCAACAAGUUCAGCGUAUCGUAUAUUCCCUCCGACGGCCGCCCAAAGCCGUCGAUAGCCCGUACUCCACCUCAGCAGGAAGGGGAAGCGCUCAAUUCGUCCGACGGCGAACGACUUACCUCUGACGCAGAUUCCGGUGAUGACGCAGACGCCUCCUUACAGCAAGCAGCUCCCAGAGCCCUGCCGUCGGAUCCUCCAAUUUCGCUCAUAAGUUCGAUCCCAGAGAAACCAAGAACACAUAUGUCCAGAAUUCACUCCAUGCCACUUCCAUCCCAAUUGCAGAAUCCGCAUAGACCUGGGACGGCGACGUUCCAUUCGUCACCUCAUGUUCUAUUCACCCACUCGUCGCAGGUUCGCGAGGUUUCCGUUGAGCUGGCGGAUUCGAUUCAAAUGGUCAUUCAGACCAUGCUGCAGAUAUCGCCUCCUCAGGUGCUCGACCCCGCGAAGGAACAGUUUUCAGCCUGCACGCUCUCUGUUCCUACCUCAUCCAUGUCUGCCAUGUUCACCACCAUGAAGAAUAUCAACUACAUUUCUGCGAAUAUGUCGUCAUUCUGCGAGCAAAAUACAACCCAUGCUCACGACGAUUCUGCAGCCUCCGACACCUCAGUCAAGAAGGCUCCUCAUAACGAGUUUGAUGUGGGAGAGCUGUUGCAGUGCGUAGGGGACGCCCUGAGUGGGGCUGCGGCGCAGGCUGGCGUGGACUUGGUUCUAUAUCAUGGAGAUGUCGGACUAAAGCAUGCCUACGUCUCUGGAGACGAGAGCGGCAUCUCAUUUGCCCUAUCCCAUAUUGUUCGCCAAGUACUAAACACUGCGGAACGCGGCGAUUCCAUCGAGCUUGGUUUGCUCGUCCACCCAAUGUCAGUGGCGAAGAUACCACAAGAUGAAACAGCAGGCACAGAGUCGCCCCCAGUCGAUGAUAUGCUUAACUCUUCUUCUCCUCUGGAGUUCGAUGGUCCUGUGAAAAUCACCAUCUGUAUAUCGCACAAAUAUGCUCCAUCAGACAUACAGUCACCUGGGGACCACCCAAGGGAUUCGACCAAUGAAACUCGCGCGAAGCCGACUUUUUCAACUCUUCUCCUACGACGAAUCCUUCUCCAGAUUAAUGGAAAUCUCGUCCCAGAUCUGCCGCCCCCGGCAGUCUUCGCGAGUGGUCGUACCUGUCACCUUGAAAUGGUCCUGGACCGUGUACCUCUCCCACCACCGGGCCUUCAGGACGAGGAAACUAACAAGCAGCCAACCCUCGAGCAGCUUUCUUCGUUUGGAGAUUCUCUCAAGGGUAAAAAAGUGACCUUAUACGCCAGCGCAAAGGGAUCGUUUGCCCAUCAUCUCACGAGCUAUCUAACCACCUGGGGAAUGGAUGUCACCCACGUGUCUCCAGACGGUCAAGUGGAUGGCCUCCCUGAACAGAGUUCACUCCGGCAGGGAGAUAAUCGACCGCCGUCAUUUAGUCCGCUACUAACGACAUACCCAGAAGGCAGCACCUCUGCCAAUGCAUCCGCUAAACCUGACGUAAAACAAUCAGUCUGCGAACCUCCUUCCUUCGUUAUCAUUGACGAUGAUGUUGAUUUAUUGAAAGAGCGGUUGCAGGUCUUUAGAUCUGAAUAUCAGCCCCAACCGUCACCGAUGCUGGGGAGAAAGCGACCUUCGUUAUCCUCAAAUCACCGCCCUCGAUCUUCUCCGCAGAUAGCUCGCCUGCUGAAUUUCAGCAUUGCAACCAGGUGCUUGACUCAAGUUGUACUUCUGCACUUUACAAGUCUCGCAAAUUAUAAGCGUGUCAAGGAUGUGAUGCAAUCCAUCACUAUUGCAUACGCCAACACAGCAACGCCAUUGCCCGAAAUCUUGAUCAUCCCAAAGCCAGCUGGCCCACGGCGCUUUUUAACUUCCCUGCACACCGCAAUCACGAAGCCUACAAUAGACCCCUUUUUCAUACCUAUCGCAACCUCCCCAAUGAGCCCCGGAAUGGCCCAAAUGGCCGGAUCUUUCUUCACCUCACCCAUCAGCGAAACCGGCAACCACCCCAACAAUGUUGGCAAUUUCAAUACUGGCUGUUCUCAAAACCCGUCGCCUUCUCUCAAGAAUGCCAAUCGACCCCAUGGAUCUCGCACGAACUCGGAUCGGUCGACACGAUCGGUCGAUGGUGGCACUAGCUUGCCUUCUGCAGUACCUCCUUCUCCACUCGCCUUUCCGGACAAUGUGGAGUAUUUCUCCUCAGCUGCACAAAAAUUAGGCAGCUCGCCGUCUUCUGGACUUGUCAUUCAAAGCCCAGACGGGCAGACUGCUGGGAUAUACUUCCAUCCGAAAAGCAAGAACCCGUCGAGGAAUCCUUCAAGUCACUCGAUGGAGAGAGAUCGGGGGCAACUCACCGUUCCGUCUCCACGAAGGGGCUCGACACCACGGGUACCGUCGGGCGGGAAGGUGGAUCUUGUCGCAUUUUCUUCUUUACAUGAUGGACCCAAGGGCAAGGCGGGUGUAGAAGCUAAAAAUUCACCAUCGUCUGGUCCUAUAUCUCCCGCCCAAAAAACGUCCGUUGGCAGCCCCAAAGAUGAUCAAAUUCAACCAGCAUCGUCCCCGUCCAACAUUCCGUCCCCUGUACCUCGCAGGGCUAGUGAUGACGCACGCAAACUCGCCUCUUCAUCUCCUGGGCAGGGCACGCCUACGCCAAAUCGACGUCGGCUCAGCAAGAGACAGAGCAAUGAGACUGCACCACUCAUGUUGCAGGAUCCGAAGAGAAAAAUCUCUGCCCCAUCGGAUGCCAAUGUCGUGCCACCUAUCAGCGUCCUCAUUGUCGAUGAUAACCCCAUUAAUCAGACUAUCCUUUCGACAUUUAUGAAGCGAAAACGUAUUAAGUAUGAUUUGGCAAGUAACGGUCGGGAAGCCGUGCAAAAAUGGCGGACAGGAGGCUUUCACCUGAUUUUGAUGGAUAUCCAGAUGCCUAUAAUGGAUGGUAUUCAAGCCACGAAAGAGAUUCGGCGACUCGAGAAAUCUAACGCAGCGGACGGUUAUCCAUCUAUGUCAGAGGAAGGAAGUACACCGUCAGAGCGGUCUGCUUCAAGCUCCUCUCUCAGCACCUCAGAAUCACGUUCUCUCAACUCGCCAUACCGUUCUUCUGUCAUCAUUGUGGCUUUGACGGCGUCGUCACUGCAAAGCGACCGUGUAGCGGCGCUCGCUGCAGGAUGCAAUGACUUCUUAACAAAACCGGUGUCUUUGUUGUGGCUCAAUAACAAGAUCAUCGAGUGGGGCUCAAUUAAAGCUCUACAGAUGUGGGCCGAUAUCAGGCCAGAGGCUGUCAGAUCGCUCGCUAGCGGGCAAGCAGCACAAGCACGGAGUGUGGCCGAAAGGCUGCAUGUACCGAAACGGCUAAGCCCAUCGCCCACACGUCGUUCGACGAGUGCGAUGGAAGACAACGCAGCCGCACUUGCGCUGGCCUCUUCAGCAGGCUCGAUUCCGCCUCUACCUUCUCCUACCUCGGCUAUUUUCAAAGCUACAGACCGGUCGCAGGGAACAUCACUUGAGACAUCGAGCGCAGCUGGUCCCUCGUCGAAUGCGAAGAUGGUGGGUACUGCGCUGGACACAAAAGUGUCGCAAACGCCCGCUGAAUCUCCUGAUGGUUUGUCAAUCCCCCCUCAUCUUUGGCUCUCGCUCGCUAAUGAUAUAUACUCUUCUGCAGAUGAUACGCCUCAAGUCAGGACACCACUGGCGAAUCAUUAUACACGGGUGGAUAGCACUGGCACUUCCUCGAUCAAGUCACGGACUAUGACACCUGUCCAGCGACGAAGUAUAGAACAGCCUGCCAUAUCUCUGCCCAUGUCGCUUCCAUUACCCUCGUCUCCCAACCCUGAUUCCGUUGACACACGCGAAAACGGAUGCUUGUCCUCUGCGGACUCCUACACCUAUUCGGACUUCCGUCUAUCCCUCCCCAUGACGAUUAUGGGCAACUCUGGGGAUAGUUGGGCUUCUGCUCGGAGCCCUUGGGCCUUCGUUCCCCCGAGUUGCUGCGAUAUUUGGGAUCGUGUUUAUGGUUUACCUUUACUUAUCCGCUCCCCCAUCACUUUCAUUCCGUGA
Messenger RNA from Cyclocybe aegerita, 4149 nucleotides. NCBI's taxonomy places the organism in Eukaryota, Fungi, Basidiomycota, Agaricomycetes, Agaricales, Hemipholiotaceae. The record is from the annotation of a GenBank genome assembly.